UCCGCCUCUACCAAGAUGGCGGAUCCCUCUUUCCUGUGUGGCGGAAUGUGCACCGGGGCGGCUCCUGCGGCCGGCAACGCCGGGGUUCCGGGUGUCGGGCCGGACCGGGCUCAGGCCAGGCUCAGCAGCAGUGUCAGUGAUAGGGUGGGGAGAGCGAUGGCGGCUCCUCUCGCGCUGCUGCUGGGCAUCAGCCUCGCGCUGGCACCGCCCCUGGCUCAAGCCCGGAGCCUGCGUUUCGUUACCCUGCUGUACCGCCACGGGGACCGCUCCCCAGUGAGGGCCUAUCCUCGGGACCCCCAUCAGGAGAGCGCGUGGCCCCAGGGAUUUGGGCAGCUCACCCAGGUUGGGAUGCUGCAACAAUGGGAUCUGGGCCAGUCACUCCGGAAGCGUUACCAUGGAUUCCUGAACGCCUCAUACAAUAGGCAGGAGAUUUUCAUUCGCAGCACAGAUUACGACCGGACACUGAUGAGUGCAGAGGCCAAUCUGGCAGGACUGUAUCCCCCACAAGGACAACAGGUGUUCAACCCCAAUGUUUCCUGGCAGCCAAUCCCUGUACACUCUGUGCCUGACUCUGGGGAGAAGCUGCUGAAGUUUCCAUUAUCCCCUUGCCCGCGGUAUGAGCAGCUACAGAAUGAAACCCGGCAAUCAGCAGAGUACAUAAAUAAAACCAGACAGAAUUUGGGGUUCCUGGAGAUGGUGGCAAAUCAGACAGGGAUCCAGGAUGUGUCCCUGGAGUCUGUCUGGAGCAUCUACGACACCCUUUUUUGUGAGCAAACACAUAGGCUGCUACUGCCGCCAUGGGUGACCCCGGAUGUCAUGACUCAGUUGAAGCAACUAAAAGACUUUGGCUUUGAAUUCCUGUUUGGGAUCCACCAGCAGAUGGAGAAAGCUCGUCUGCAGGGUGGGGUCCUGCUGGCUCAGAUAAGGAAAAACAUGACCUCAGCAGCAAAUGCGUCUGCACCCCAGCAUCUGAAAUUACUCGCCUACUCAGCACAUGACACAACACUUGUGGCACUGCAGAUGGCUCUGAAUGUCUACAAUGGGAGACAAGCACCAUAUGCCUCAUGUCACAUAUUUGAGCUGUACCAAGAUGAUGACAGUAACUUUUCUGUGGAGAUGUUUUUCCACAACGAGAGUGGGAGGGAGCCUUUUCCACUGACGCUGCCUGGCUGUGCCCAGCGCUGCCCCUUGCCGGAUUUCCUGCAGCUCACUGACCCCAUCAUUCCCCAGGACUGGGCGCGCGAAUGCCAGGUAGCAAGCAAUGUUCAGGACACAGGUCCCAGAUUUUGACUGUCUGGUCCACAGAAGCUGUAGCCAGGAGCCAAUCACAGCGCGAGUUAAACUCCACAUGAGUCACUUUCUUCUUAUGUAACUUCAGCUUCCAAAUCUGCAGCGGAGGGAAACAGAAGGUGAGAUCUGUGCAACAGCUACACAGCAAGCAGGUGCAAUACGUGCCCCAUAAAGAACUUUCCAGCACUGCUCUGGUACAGACAGCCUGUGGGAUUUAGGCCGUGGAGCUCUGAGCACUCCUUAACUUGCAUAUUGUACCACCCCGUUUAUCCAAAGGUUUUGGUGCAGGCAGUAGACCUUGUUAGCACUGCAAGCCUUGACCCUAGAGCAUGGGGCAGGUGCAGUCUAGCUACAGCCAGCGCUGCAAACCCCACAGCCCAGAGCUCAGACUCAUCUAUAUGAGGCUGUACUUGCAGUUUCUGACAUACCCAAACUUCAGAAAGCCUUAGACAAGGUCCCUCACCAAAGGCUCUUAAACAAAGUAAGCAGUCAUGGGAUAAGAGGGCAGGGUCCUCUCAUGGAUCAGUAACUGGUUAAAAGAUAGGAAACAAAGGGAAGGGACGAAUGGUCAGUUUUCAGAAUGGAGAGAGAUAAAUAGUGGUGUCCCACAGGGAUCUGUACUGGUACCAGUGCUGUUCAACAUAUUCAUAAAUUAUCUGGAAAAAGGGAUAAACAGUGAGGUGGCAAAAUUUGCAGAUGAUAUAAAAUUAUUCAAGAUCGUUAAAUCCAAAGCAGACUGUGAAGAGAUACAAAGGGAUCUCACAAAACUGGGUGACUGGGCAACAAAAUGGCAAAUGAAAGUCAAUGUUGAUAAAUGCAAAGUAAUGAACAUUGAAAACAUAAUCCCAACUAUACAUACAAAACAAUGGGCUCUAAAUUAGCUGUUACUACUCAAGAAAGAGAACUCAGAGACAUUGUGGAUAGUUCUCUGAAAACAUCCACUCAAUGUGCAGUGGCAGUCAAAAAAAGCAAACAGAAUGUUGGGAAUUAUUAAGAAACGGAUAGGUAAUAAGACAGAAAAUAUCAUAUUGCCUCUCUAUAAAUCCACGGUAUGCCCAUGUCUUGAAUACUGUGUGCAGAUCUGGUCACCCCAUCUCAAAAAAUAUAUAUUGGAAUUGGAAAAGGACAGAAAAGGGCAACAAAAAUGAUAAGGGUUAUGGAACAGCUUCCAUAUGAGGAGAGUUUAAUAACACUGGGACUUUUCAGCUUGGAAAAGAGACGACUAAGGGGGGAAAUGAUAGAGGUCUAUAAAAUCAUGGCUGGUGUAGAGGAAGUAAGGAAGUGUUAUUUACUCCUUCUCAUAACACAAGAACUAGUGUUCACCAAAUGAAAUUAAUAGGCAGCAGGUUUAAAACAAACAAAAGGAAGUAUUUCUUCACACAAUGCACAGUUAACCUGUGGAACUCUUUGCCGGAGGAUGUUAUGAAGGCCAAGACUAUAACAGGGUUCAAAAAAUAACUAGAUAAGUUCAUGGAGGAUAGGUCCAUCGAUGGCUAUUAGUCAGGAUGGUCAGGGAUGCAAACCAUGCUCUGAAGUGUCCCUAGCCUCUAUUUGCCAGAAGCUGGGAAGAGGUGACAAAGGAUGGAUCACUUGAUAAUGACCUGUUCUGUUCAUUCCCUCUGAAGCACCUGGCAUUGACCACUGUCGGAAGACAGAAUACUGAGCUAGAUGGGCCAUUGGUCUGACUGUCUCUCUUUGAGAUGGUUGCUAAGGCCCAAGAUCUUCUCCUGGUCCCUUUGCCAGUUUCACCACAGAAAGGUUUCCAUUGUGGGGAUAUUACUGGGGCUGGAGAUUCAUCUACUCCCAGUGAAUUUAUUAGGCAUGUAACAAGGCACUCGGCCUUGAGGGUAUAAACACAGGGCAGCUCUUACAGUCCUUGGGGCCUUUAAUACUGAGAGCUGUAGUUGUAGGGCACAUGACUAGGAGCAAACGUGUGACCUACAGGAAGCCAGGUAUGAGGCUUCCUGCCUCUUGGGCAGGGACAGCAGACAGAAGAGACCAGAGGUCAGAGAAGCCCAAGUGUGUCUCUCUCCAUAGUAGACAGGAAAGGGCUACCGGGAGGAGGGGGGAAGAAGGAAGGAUGUGUCCCUCCCAACAGCAGAAGGUAGGAAAGGUCUCCAUUACAGAGAAUUUUGUAUUAUGAACAUUUUUGCAUCUUCUAUGUAUUAAUAAAAAUGCCCUGAGGAAAGGGAAAAAAGCUAAACUCUAAUAUUUGGGCUUUAUUUGGAGUGCCACAGCUAGUGACUUGGCCCACUGGUUAACAUGUCCCCCCUGCCUACAGCUCCUGGGGUGGGAAUUGCCCAGCACUGUUUCCCCUGAGAGCAACAGAAGUGACGACUUAGGAUUGAUUAUAAUAAAGCAGCGGCGAAGAGGUUGCUCUUGAUUGGCAGGGCCCGCUUUUGAAGAAAUUCCAGGCCCACCCUCUCCUAGGCAGCUUUCUUUUCUGAUUCCAGUCCUGGUGCUAACACUCUGCCCCCUUGGACAGGAUGGAAAUGGUGCAGUUUCUGUUCUUCUCCUGGCCUUUGCUGAGGUUGGGAUUUGGAGCUGGGAAUGCCCAGGACUUUGAUCCUGCUUGUGAGUAGCCCUGGGGAGGAAGUGGUUGUCAGAUCACCCACCCCACCCCACCCCCCGCCAGUGACACUCCCAUUUUUCCAAAGAGGUUUCUGGAGUGUGUUCAUUGCUAGGGGGAAUUGACACCUUCGGGAUGUCACAAUUUCUGCUCUCCUGAGUAAUCAGACACUCUCAAUGCAGGCAGAUCCCAUGAUGUGGACCUUAACUUGAAAUCACUCUUUGAGUGAUUUAGCAUGCUCCCCACCUUGGGAGGAAGGGCACGCAGUUUCUAGUGCACUGCAGAAGGGCAGGGAGCAUCGCCUGGCAGAUACUAGGUGGACUCACAUCCCUUUAGGUUAAGGAUGCAUGCUCCUCUUUCUAGGGACCCUGCUCCCAAGAAAGACAUGGGCAAAGAAAAAACAAACCAUCGGGGUCCCUGGAAAGGGGAGAGUAAGAGGCAGGGAAGAUGAGAGGAGCCAUACAAACCUCUUCACCACCAGUGCUGAGCAGGACCACAUUACCCACGUUAUCACCUGUCACCACGGUCCGGCAGCUUGCAGACACAUCAACACUGCAGUACCAGAAACUAGAGGAAAAGA
Caretta caretta (loggerhead turtle) is the source of this 4439-nucleotide messenger RNA. RefSeq names its product acid phosphatase 2, lysosomal (gene ACP2). Gene Ontology annotation, cellular component: lysosome. Gene Ontology annotation, molecular function: acid phosphatase activity. Gene Ontology annotation, biological process: dephosphorylation; lysosome organization. The record is from RefSeq and is a predicted model, not a curated record. Lineage: Eukaryota; Metazoa; Chordata; Testudines; Cheloniidae.